Messenger RNA from Trichomonas vaginalis G3, 2085 nucleotides. Its product is annotated as ZGC:162945 family. Gene Ontology annotation, biological process: protein deubiquitination. Gene Ontology annotation, molecular function: cysteine-type deubiquitinase activity. Lineage: Eukaryota; Parabasalia; Trichomonadida; Trichomonadidae. The transcript has a single exon. Bases 1 to 2085 code for a protein of 694 amino acids. The record is from RefSeq and is a predicted model, not a curated record.
AUGGAGUACAAGGAUGAUUCCGAGUUCUUGGAUGAUAUCCAGAAGUCCAAAACCCGAUCCAAGGAAAUCGUGAGAAUGCAAAUGCACUUAGCUUAUCUUGAUGAAUCAGAGCCCGCAAGUGAAGAUGAAAAUCAAGCACCAGCUAAUGCCGAAGAAUUUAAAGUUGUCAGAAAGUUUAGCUUACAAAAAUUCCUUGAGGCACACCCAAUCUUAAAUGUCAAAGACCUUUGUAACUUUUCUUUGGAUCAACUCUUGUAUUUAGUUGAUGUUGUUCGCGAGCAUGAGUUUUCAUCCAGACGCGGUCGGAAAAACGGUUGUGAUCCAUUAGAUGCGUUAUUCCUAACAUUAACUUACUAUUGCACUUAUCUUCCAUUGCAAAAAAUGUCAGGAAUUGUUAGUUUGAAACAGAGUUACCUCAGCAAAAUCAUUAACAAAACAACAAACAGGAUGUUCCCAAUUUUCAUUGCUGAAUUCAUUCCAAAACAAUAUUCUCCCUGUGACAAGGAGUUCGAUAACUUUCCAACAUGUGUUGCUGCAGUUGAUAGCUCUACUAUUCCUUUUACCGUUCCUCUUGAUCUUGCUGAGCGUAAAAGUUCAUGGGAUGCUAAAAACCAUUGCAAUGGUAUGAAGGUUCAAGUUCUUGUUAAUCCUUUAGGACAGGUAAUUCACAUGAAUACAAGUUUUUUAGCUUCAGUUCACGAUAAGAAAGUAUUUGAUUUAUCAGGAGCUUCAGAUUUUUUACAUGUCCAACGUGGAGUUGAAUCUGUUGCAUUAGGACUUCUUGCAGAUAGAGGUUACAUCGGUAUUCAGAAAUACCAUCCAACAGCCGUCAUUAUGCAAAGAGGUGAUGACGAAGAAGUUACAAAACGCAAUAAUGCGAUUGCACAUGAUCGCCAAAUUGUCGAACGCCGCUUUGCACGCGAUAAAAGUAAUUGGAGUGUCUUGGCAAUAGGAUAUCGUGGUGAAAAAGGCAAUCUUCCACUUAUUGUUCAAGGAUUGUUUGCUUUAGAUAACUAUCACAUCGAUUCCACACCUCUCAGUGAGAAGGAUAACUGCGAUUUUCCUUGCACUCCAAAAGAUGAAAAAGAAGCUGCAGCAACACCAGAACCAAAUGGUUCAGGAAGCCCAAUGCCAAAGCCAAGAUGUGUUCCAAAAGAUCUUUAUCUCCAAACUCCAGAAACUCCAAUGAAGAUUCCAUCUCCACUAGCUGGAUAUGAAAAGAUUGAUAAGAUACUUGUUAAAAGAACACAAAAUGCAAUCUACAACAUCGAAACAAAAAUGUCAAUUCCAGGAUUACAUAAUGAGGGAGCUACCUGCCAUGUCAAUGCCGUUUUGCAAGUUUUGUUCUACGUAAAUACUUUCAGAAAAGAUGUAAUGGAGCAUUUGGGAGAUGUCGAAUAUACGCCAGUGAAAGCACUUGCCGAAAUUUAUGAUCAGAUGUUGCACUACCGCCACAAGGAAUACACAAUUUCAUGCUCACAAUUCAUCACAACACUCGGCAAGCAAUACUUCCAGCAGCAAGAUGCCGAUGACACAUUUCAAAAGAUUGUACAUGAUGUUACGGAAUCAGCAAACAAACCAGAUAUUGCCGUUACAUUCCAAUAUCAAACUGAGACUCCUGAUGAAAGCUUCUAUUCGGUUUCGCUUCACAUUCCUCUUGGUGCAGCAGGUAUUGAUCAAGGAAUUAAACAAAUGUGCACAGAUGAUUCUCAUAUCAAUGAAAUCUCAACAUUCCUCUGGGUCGACGUUCAGAGGAAUUGGUCUGAUCCAAAUGUCUUCUUUGACAAAUUUGAGAUCAAGAAGAACUACAAAACUCAACUCAGUGAUGGAACGUAUGUAUUUAAGAUACAUUCCAUUAUUGCUUAUCAUCAAGGUCAUUUCGUUGCCUUCGUCAACAAAGGAAGAGUUUGGUUCAUGCUCGACGAUGAAAUUACUUACAUUGUUCCUGAUGGUUUGAUCAAAGGUCUUCAAGGUGGAGAUGUUGGCAGCGAUUUGUGGUCAUAUCUUGGUGGUGUCAAAUGGCUUGCAAAAUGUGUCAUCUAUCGCAAACACAAGUUCUAUGGAGUUGGUGAUGAUGAUGAUUGA